CAUCCUGUCUCACCCCAAACAUCGCCGACUCAAGCCUCGUUCUCCACGGCAAUCGACUCCGCUUGGUCGAAUUACAUACAGAGGACACCACUUUCGAGGUCAUCAGACCUACUCUCGUUCUAGGACGGCCGUCCCGACUUGGGCCUGGCCGUGGCUUGUGGCAGCCUCAUGCAGGUAGACCGCACAAUCGAAAUCCGAGGGGAAGAGAGGGUAGUGAGACAGCAGCGGAAGAAGCACAGCCGCGGGAUACUGCUAAUCAGCCAGCUGUUGAGAAAGGGUACCACCGAGGCAGCUGGAAAACCCGUGCAAUCUGUGGUUGCUGAUGAAGUUGAGCUCCUCGAAAAGGGUAGAGAGCAUGUUGAAGGCAUCCGAGAGAGAGCAUCGAAACGCGGGAAACGACAGCCUGCUGCUGCUGCUGCUGCUUCAUCUGCUGCGGCGAAGAAGGCGAAGCGCGAGGGGGCGGACGCAGCUCUCUCCGACCCUCUAGCAUUGGCUCAUGAUGGCGGGACUAGAAGCGGUGCUACCCCAGAGACUUCGAGGGAGGAAGCGGUUGCGGAGGAGCGUCGUUCCAGCGCGAUGGAUUUGAUGCAGAACGACCCCGUGUUGAUGGAGCGAGUACGGGCCAUGCUGGAUGCUGGCGCGGCAGAGCAGGCAGCAGCUAAGGUGGCGGCGAUCGACGCGGCCAACACUCGUGCACUCCGCGCGUCGUUGCAAGCGCUGAAGCAGCACUGCAACAGCUCGAUAGGGUGGACCACUUACCAGACAGCGCUCGCUGUAGCAGCCGGAGCGGGAGAGCACACGUGUACUGACACGGACGUGUGCCACCCCGGCCAGCGGUGCAAGCCCGUUGAGUCUGGNACUCAAAUUGACCAAGAGACGGAAUUUUCGUGUCCCCUGUAUCGCUUUUUCCUAUACAUUCGGAACAAGCUGUAGGGAUUUUGUUUCCGGAACAGUGGUCAAAAAUCACUCAAAUUGGCCAAGAUAUGGGCAAAUCCCCGUUUUGUCCCCGAGGGGGGACGGAAAUUUCGUGUCCCCGGCUUCGCUUUUUCCUAUUCAUUGAGUAAGAUAAAUCGCCAAAUUUCGCUGAAAACCCACCUUCCCGACCCCGGAUAAAAAAUCUGAGACCGGAUAUCGCAUGUACACACCCAGAGCAACCCACAGUUGACUUUUCAGAGCUUAGGCUGUUUGGCAACAACUCCAUUCUCAACCUCACUUCGGCAUACCCCGGAAGGCCCCCCUGCAAGCCGCGUGCAUCGAGCUGUUCGCGGAGGUCUCGAAGGUAGUCGAGGAACACGUGGCUCUGGAUGAAGGAUGACUCCGUGACGGUGUACUUCGCAUCGGGGACGCCGUUCUUGCCCUGGAUCCAAGCGGGUUGCACACGCUGGCCUUUGUAGAUGAUGAUAGGACUGUAGGUGUGGCCGUCGGCGCCGAUGCUGGCGACCACCGUCGUAUUUUCUCACGAGUUGGACCGCCUCGCGCCGGGCACCUUUGUGCCCGUUGGCACGAUAGCCUUCCCCGACUUUGUAACUUGCGAGGUG
Messenger RNA from Ectocarpus sp. CCAP 1310/34, 1538 nucleotides. NCBI's taxonomy places the organism in Eukaryota, Phaeophyceae, Ectocarpales, Ectocarpaceae. The record is from the annotation of a GenBank genome assembly.